Messenger RNA from Dermochelys coriacea (leatherback sea turtle), 663 nucleotides. It is a transcript of the gene MORN2, whose product is annotated as MORN repeat containing 2. The transcript is spliced from 5 exons. The coding region runs from base 80 to 484 and encodes 134 amino acids. The record is from RefSeq and is a predicted model, not a curated record. NCBI's taxonomy places the organism in Eukaryota, Metazoa, Chordata, Testudines, Dermochelyidae.
CCCGGAAGUGAAAUGCCUUCUGCUUCCGGUGCAAGAGUCAAUCUGUCCCCAUAGCAACCGCAGACACCGCGUCCCAGGCAUGGCCGGUCCUGAAGUUUAUAGAAUAUCUUUUGUAUUUCCAAAUAAUGACAAAUACGAUGGUGAGUGUAUAAGAACACCUGAUGGUGCUUUUGAGAGGCAUGGAGAUGGAGUUCAUACCACCCCUAAUGGAAUUACUUACACAGGAAACUGGAAAAACGAUAAGCUGAAUGGCAUUGGAAGGCUUGAACAUCCUUCAGGGGCAGUUUAUGAAGGCAAGUUCAAGGACAACAUGUUUCAUGGACUAGGAACCUAUUCAUUUCCAAAUGGAGCAAAGUACAUUGGAAAUUUCAAUGAAAACAAGCUGGAAGGUGAAGGAGAAUUUAUAGAUACACAAGGCCUGGAAUGGAGUGGCACAUUUCAUUACACAGCAGCACCAGGACUGAAGCUUAAGCUGGAAAUGUAACUAUUUUGCACUAAAGGUAACAUGUAUUAAAUACUGUUCUUAUGCAGCAUUUUGACUUAAUAGUUGUAACCAAGGUUUACAAUAGCAACUGAUGUCUUAACAUAUUUAUUAGAAAUAAUUUCCCAGGCUACAGACUGUAAAUAAAAUUAACCAAACUAAACAUUCCAUUGUUUUUCUUU